Messenger RNA from Puccinia triticina, 5880 nucleotides. RefSeq lists its product as uncharacterized. Gene Ontology annotation, biological process: positive regulation of cell growth; cellular response to starvation; positive regulation of protein serine/threonine kinase activity. The coding region runs from base 1 to 5880 and encodes 1959 amino acids. The transcript has 8 exons. Gene Ontology annotation, molecular function: protein binding; protein-macromolecule adaptor activity. Gene Ontology annotation, cellular component: cytoplasm; TORC1 complex. Lineage: Eukaryota; Fungi; Basidiomycota; Pucciniomycetes; Pucciniales; Pucciniaceae. The record is from RefSeq and is a predicted model, not a curated record.
AUGGAGCUAUCCAUCCAACGGGACUAUCGAUCAUACCCAGCACCCAUCAGCACAACCACCCACAUCCGAAGGCCUGCUAAUAUCAGCAAUACUAAUAACAUCAACAACCCCAGCACAGCACACUCAAACUCCCCCGAUGACUCCUUCGAGCAACUCAUCUAUUCCGCCAACCCGUUAGCCCAUCUCAGGCUAACCGAGUUCAACUCUCAAUCGGUUAUCAGGCAUGGAUUGGAUGACCCGUCAGAAAACCCUGACUAUCUAGACUCGGUCUCCAAGCCUUAUCAAUCUUACUGGGAUCAAUCGCCCUACAAAAAUAUCACGCCCUCCGAUCUUGUUCAAAUCCCACACUGGAGCCAACCUCCAAAGCUUCGGACCGCAUGCGCUGCCCUAUUCCUGUGCCUCCGUUUAGGUUUCGAUCCUCCUGAUAUCGUCAAGGCUUCCCCUGCUCCCAAGCUAGAAGCUUGGACCGAUCCCAGGCAGCUACCAAAGGAGAACGUCCUAGAUACGAUCAGCAAGCGACUCCAGACCCAGUUUGAGUCCCUAGCUCCCGCCCAUGCACGCGUCAAGUUUAAGCCUUACGGAGAUGUCUACGCAGAAGAGUUCAAGAAAACCUUGCUCGGCCUUCGCAAAUAUUCGAGACAUGAACGCUGUCUGAUCUAUUACAACGGUCAUGGUGUUCCUAAACCAACCCCCACCGGCGAGCUCUGGGUCUUCAACAAAGCUUAUACUCAGUAUAUCCCCAUCCGCCUGUUCGAUAUCCUUACUUGGGUCGGAGCUCCGGCCGUCUUCAUAUGGGAUUGCAAUAACGCCGGCCAGAUCCUCUGUCACCUCACGUCGGCUGCUAUAGAGAAGGACGAAGAACAUGCCAACCAUGAGCGCCAAAGGCUCAACCCCAACGCCCUCAAUCAAGCCCUGGCCUCAGCGGAUGCCAAUCCACAGCAUCCGCAAUCCUCCGACCCAGCCUAUCCGCUCCCUGCUUCGAGCAGCCAGCUCCCGCCGACCACCAAUGCCUCAAACUCUCCGUGUGUGUCAAAGAAGCCCUCAGCAAACAUCCUUCAGGAGACAGGGAAUGUCCCAUCACCAAGAUAUGUGCCGUUCACGUCGGAAACAAUUCAGCUUGCUGCAUGUCAGCCUGACGAGAUGCUACCACGUGAUCCCAAUUUACCAGCAGAUCUUUUUACGUCUUGUUUGACGUCCCCGAUCGAAAUGGCGCUGAGGUUCUAUGUGCUCCGGAAUAAUUCCCAACGCUCCAGCUGGACUUCCACUGCUGAAUUUUUUGAGGACCUGAGCAAACUUGACAAAGUUCCGGGCCGGAUGGAGAUGCGCCGGACACCACUGGGUGAACUCACUUGGAUCUUCACCUCGAUCGCCGAUGCCAUCGCGUGGAACCAUCUCGAUCGCCAAAACUUCACCAAAAUCUUUCGCGGUGAUCUGGUGCUUGCUGGUACCUUCCGAGGAUUUCUGUUGGCUGAAAGAGUCAUGAAAGCCUAUGGCUGUACCCCCAUGUCAACUCCAAAGCUACCCGCAACUCACCAAUCUGAAUUAUGGCACACGUGGGAUCUUGAAGUUGACAUGUGUUUAUCACAACUGACUGCAAUUUGGAAGUCGGAAGCAGCCCGAGCAGACUUUGAGAAGAACAGGCAUCAUUACCCCCCAAACGCACUGACCCCUCAAAUUCUCGCCUACAAGCCGUCGACAUUCUUUUCUCAGCAGCUUACUGCAUUCGAAGUCUGGCUCAAAUUUGUCGUUGCUGAAAAUCAGGAUGAGAAUGGCGAGAGGGAUAAGGAUCUUUUGAAGAGAAGGGAAUCCCUUCAGUGGAGCUGUAACGACUGGUCUGGUGUGAAUAUCAACCAAGUUGAGAUGACUGAUUUUUCCUGCUCAAAUCCAAACUCACAGACUAGUCCCCAGGAUAGACGCUCUUCGGCCAGAGUCAACGGCAAAACUCCUCAUUUGGCUGGCAAGUCUGGCCCGCACGUUUCAUCGGCUUACGGCUCCUCCCAAACCGCCCAGACUCCUGAGCAACCAGCUGAAAGACCAAUCCGAUAUAAACUGCCGACUGACAUCAAGCGGUUUCCUCUCAACUCGCGCAAGGGAGAUGACCUCUACCCACCAUCACCACCCCAGCUACCAAUCGUGCUCCAAGUCCUUUUAUCUCCCCUUCACCGACUGCGAGCCCUAAUUUUACUAUGCAGAUUGAUGGAUUUGGGGCCCUGGGCUGUUCACCUCUCUCUAUCGAUCGGCAUUUUUCAAUACGUUUUGAAGCUUCUGCAAGCUCCAGCCGCUGACUUGAAGCCGGUACUAAUUUUCAUAUGGGCGAGGAUCUUGACCGUUUAUCCGGAGGGAAGGCAAGAUUUGAUGAAAUGUGCUUCGCGACCCCUCGCUCGUCCAGAAGGACCAAUUGAAUAUUUUAUCAAGAUCAUGGCUCCGAACAGUAUGGAACUGCCAAUCGUCAAUGUUGUUGACCACAAGGCGAUGUGCGCUUUUAUCCUUUCGAUCACCUGCAAGAAUUCGCGAGCCAACUCACAUGCCAUGAUGCAAUUCGGCGUUUUGGAGAUCAUCACCCAUCGAAUCAAGGAGCUAGUACCAUGGCAGAGACAGUGGUAUUUAAUCCUUCUGGCACACAUGUGGGAGGAGUCGGACGCUGUCAAAGGACGUGCGAUCAAGAUGGGAAUCAAUACAAUACUCAGUGACUUGCUGACAGACAAAGUCCCCGAGGUCAGGACGGCGGCACUGUAUGCAUUUGGAACUCUGAUUGGUGUCUCGACAAACCCAAAGCGAGUCGCCAUUGAAGACCAGUUCCCCCCCACACCCGGCCGAACAGAGGAUUCUGCUCCGAGACCGAACGGCACGUUCUCGAGUCGAUCUCAGAAUACAUCGGCUGCGAUGGUUUACCAGACCAACAAGCUGAGCAGUCUGAGCUCCAGCAAUCCGGAACUCACCCUGCUGGGAUAUCAAGAGCAAGUUUCUAUUGAGGUUGGUAGCGCAAUGGCUUGUUGUCAUUGUUCAACCGAUGGAUCACCCAUGUUCCGGCAAGAGUUGGUUGUUGUACUGAGCGCACUAGUCGAUCAGCAUCUCGGCCACUUUAUUGUGGCAGCUUUCGAGUUCAUCAAGCAACAGGAGCGGGAAAAGUCAACCACGAUCAGUAAGCUCAUUCAAAAAUAUCAAACCGAGCGGCAACAAAAAUCAUUGGGGAAACGCUCGCCAUUGGGACCUGAUGAAAGCGAUAAAGCUGAAAACAUGAUGACUGAUCGGACUGCAAAGCUGGAAAAGUUGAUCAACAAGUUGAAAGCAGAUGAAGAAGUUCAUCCCAAGGAGUCCUUACGAGCGUAUUUAUGGAUGGAGUAUACUAGUAUCUACAUCGUUUUACUCGAUUUGAGCUUGGAUCCUUCUGAGCAGGUUGCAAGGCCAGCCAAGGUAGUAGUCGAUUACAUUCAUUCUAGGUUGCUAGACAGCGUAUUAGGACAAUUGCUAGAAAUGGGGGUCGUGAACCAAGAAGAAGCCCUUCGGGCUGGCGUAGAUGGCACGGAGCAACCGUCGGAGAGGUCGCUUGGAAGGCUUGGCAAUCAUAGCCAUUCAAAUCUCAUCGCGUCUUCUUUUGCUUUGACCAGUUCUACUAACCCAGUCAGCCGAGAGUCGAAACGCCCAGCAAAUAGCAAUCACAGUGUGGCUAAUCGCUCUUCUACCUCUGUGUUUCACUCACUGAGCACAGUCAACAACCUCGUCCCCAAUUUCGUUAGGACAUCAGGUUGGAAAACACCCUUUAAUACCCUCAGUCGGUCGCCUGAGCAGGCGAUCUUCAAUCCAAACGAGCCGGUGGCUUCGACGUCAUCACAGUCACCGCAAGAUUCCGGCAAGACUGCUAGUGCUUUACGCAAGUCAGCCUCGCUGAACCCGAUCAUUCAGGUUGGACCCGACAGUCCCCAGUCAAGCCAACCAUACAAAAUGAACAACGGUUUCCCUCAUGCCUCGUCUAACUCCUCGUCUCAGACUCAGUGCAGCACGGUGGGAGAUCGACGCCUCCAGGGGCUCUCGACUAACCAGCCAAUCGAGUCAAUCAUCGCUCACACCCGCGCCUCUGAUCAUAUCCGUCGGCAAGCUAAUCGCUCUUAUCCUCUCCAACCCGCCUUCCCUUCGCCAACCAGUCCGACCAAUCGAUCCGGCACAAAUGACGCUAGCUCUUCAACCGCCCCAUCCGUAGUCAACCCUUCCCAACAGGACGAAGAAGACGAAGAUCAUUAUCUCUACUACCUGGGCUUACACAACCUCGAGAAACUUCAAGCUGAACUGAACAAUCGACAAGAGCCGAGCGAGCGACAAUCAAUGCUCCCGUUGCUGUCCGAUUAUUACCGAUUGAGCUCGCACAUUUUUCUGAAGCCGAAGAUGACCAGCUCCGUGGGUGACUCGGAAUCGGAAUCGUCGGACUCGGAUAACAAUGAGGAACAUGAGAAUGAUCAGCCGCGACAAACAACUGAACCAACGGAGUUUACCAAUCAGCGCCCGUAUGAUUAUCAGGUUAUUCAGCCUCUCGUCACUAACCGUGCGAGGGAACAGGACGAGGACCACACUCAUCCUCCCCCCUAUUAUCCAGUCCCACAGCAUCAGUCGCCCCCACUGCAGCAUCCUUCUCAACAGCAGCGUCCACCUCAUCAACAGCAGCAUAUAUCUCAACAGCAACAUCUGCAUCAACAGCAGCAUUUCGAGAGACUCGACGGCGGCAGUCUUGAGAAUAUUAAAGACACAUGGAGGAAACAACGAAACCUGAAAAUCAUCCUCGAUAGUCCUACUCUGAAAUCUCAUCCUGCUCCGAACGAGUGGGAUCAUCUGGUUUGCUCCUUCGAUCAUCCCAUGCCGAUCAAUAACAUCUUGAUGCAUCAGUUCGAAGAUCAAUUGAUUUCUUCGGAUUCAAGUGGUCACAUCACAGUAUACGAUUGGCGAUCGAAAUCGAUUCUCAACCGGUUUCAGCCGUCUCAUGAUCGGCUUGGGCGUAUUACUACGGACGGAAAUGUGAGGAUAUUCCGAGACUACGAGGACCCAGGGAAGUUGGAAGUGGUGACUGCGUUCAAGGGGUUGCCGAACAACGAGCCGAGCAGUCUAGGAGAAUCGGGUAGUGUGACGGAUUGGCAACAAAGCACGGGCCUAUUGAUUGUCGGCGGAAAUUCACGGGACAUCAAAGUGUGGAACUCUCGGCGGGAGAGAUGUGUGGAGGACAUCAAGACGCGGUCGAACAGUUGCUUGACGAGUGUGAGCUCGGACCACCACUCGGGCUGGCUAAUCGCCGCCGGGUUUGGCGACGGCUCGGUGCGGAUCUUCGACCGACGCAAGCCCUCGAAAAACUCGAUGGUCAAAGUCUUCAGAGCCGUCCAUUCCUCCUGGUGCUCUAAAAUCAAGUUCCAGGCAGGACAUCGCAGAGAACUCUUCUCCGGCGACUCCACCGGCUUGGUCUCUCACUGGGACGUCCGCUUGGAUUCUCCCCUACGGACCUUCCUGGCCCAUGAUGAAGGCAUGCCCGCCCUCGAUCUCCACGACCAUUCCCCGAUAUUAGCCACGGGCUCGAUGAAUGGAUGUGUUAAGAUAUGGGACUUGGAUGAGGAUGACCAUGAGGCCGCUGACGAACAGGUGCCCCGGCUCCUUUUCAGUCUCGGAAGCUUGUACGACUAUCCAGAUCUGCCCCCGUCGAAUACGAGCACGUCGACCCCCUCCCCCUUGUUCGGUGACUAUGGCCAAAAAGGGAAGGCUCCAGUCACCAGCCAUCCUUCGCGCGAUGCGUUGUCCAGUAUCUCGCCGAUCACCGGCUUGUGUCUUCAUCCAUAUCGCACGAUAAUCUCUAUUGCCGAUGGGAACGGGAAACUCAAGGUGUUCUCCACCGACACAAAAGUGUGA